CCGCCGCUCUCCGAGCGCGGGGCCGAGCGAGCGGCGCGGGCCAGCGGCGGCCAGUCCCCGGCGCGCGUCGUCGGCCCCGGCCCGGCUGGAUCGGCCGGCUGGGGGGUGACCAUGGUGCUGGACCAGGAGGACCAGGUUCGUAGUUCCUUGCAAUUCUGAGGCACAAAAGUAGGUGAGACUGCUUUUGUAUCUGCGAAGUGCUUCACUCCUGAAUGUAAUUCUAGCUGAGUGCAAUCUAGGUUAAGAGCCGGACAAGCGGGUCAUUUAGAGCCCGCUCGCUUAGCCCGAGGACCGGCCGCCCCGCCGAAGCGCGCCCCGGAGCCGGCGCCCUUCUCCCGGCCGAGCCCAGCUGCGGCUGGACACGGAGCGCCCGAGAUGAUGGUGCUGGACAAGGAGGACGGCGUGCCCAUGCUCUCCGUCCAGCCCAAGGGCAAGCAGAAGGGCUGCGCCGGUUGCAACCGCAAGAUCAAGGACCGCUACCUGCUGAAGGCGCUCGACAAGUACUGGCACGAAGACUGCCUCAAGUGCGCCUGCUGCGACUGCCGCCUGGGCGAGGUGGGCUCCACCCUCUACACCAAGGCCAACCUCAUCCUGUGCCGCCGGGACUACCUGAGACUCUUCGGGACCACAGGAAACUGCGCAGCUUGCAGCAAGCUGAUCCCAGCCUUUGAGAUGGUGAUGCGGGCCCGGGACAACGUGUACCACCUCGACUGUUUCGCCUGUCAGCUGUGCAACCAGAGGUUUUGUGUGGGAGACAAAUUCUUCCUGAAGAACAACAUGAUCUUGUGUCAGAUGGACUAUGAGGAGGGGCAGCUCAAUGGCACCUUUGAAUCCCAGGUUCAGUAACGCCCGGUGCCUGGCCUCCAGGCCCGUGUGUCCAUCUGUCCGCCCGUCCGCCUGGCCAGCCAGCCGCUCCUGCCGUGUCCGCACUCAUGUGUCCUGGACGGGAGGGGCGUCCUCCCUCGCCGCCGCUGUCUGUGUGACCCCCUCCUGGGGCCGGGCCUGUACAGUCUGUCUUCUGUAUAUAAAUGGGAACAUUUAUUUUAUGAGAAAUGUAAUGCGAUUUUAUUACUGGCGUGGAUUAAACUUAUGAAUGUUU
Molecule: messenger RNA, 1099 nt
Organism: Sorex fumeus (smoky shrew)
Lineage: Eukaryota; Metazoa; Chordata; Mammalia; Eulipotyphla; Soricidae
Gene: LMO1
Product: LIM domain only 1
Exons: 5
Coding region: 376-846 (156 amino acids)
Biological process (GO): positive regulation of transcription by RNA polymerase II
Cellular component (GO): nucleus
Molecular function (GO): DNA-binding transcription factor binding; transcription coactivator activity
Source: RefSeq, a predicted model, not a curated record